This is a messenger RNA of Entrophospora sp. SA101, 180 nucleotides long. Lineage: Eukaryota; Fungi; Glomeromycota; Glomeromycetes; Entrophosporales; Entrophosporaceae. The record is from the annotation of a GenBank genome assembly.
AUGACAUGUAACGGUUGUUCUAAUGCGGUCAAAGGCGCUUUGACCAAGAAAGGAAUCGAGACUUCUGACAUCAAGAUCGAUCUUACUAGUAAAAUUGUCGAAGUUAAAACAGAUCUUACAGCUGAUGAAGUUCUUACUGCUAUUACAGCAAUUGGGAAAACUGCUGUAAAAGUGGAUUAG